AUGGUUGGCGUCCCAGGAAAAAGCAAAGGCUGCAGCACCUGUCGCAGGCGCAAAAAGGGUUGUGAUCAGAAGCGUCCAGUUUGUGGUCAAUGUGUCGCAAGUGGCAAUAUCUGCGGUGGCUACGAUCGCGAACGUACCUUUAUUCUGCAUCCCGCCAGCAAAAAGGUCGAACAUGCCAUCUUUGUCGCUCGUACUCGGCCCCCUAUCGCUCCUCUUCCGGGCUCAGUCAACCGGGGAGCGGUCGAAUCGCAGUGCAAGAGUCUAUUUUGGGACCUAUAUAUGCCCCAGGGAGAUGCAGCAUGCCGAGAUGACUUUAUAAUCCGGUGUGGCCAUCCCAUGAAUUGGACAGAAGUGUUCCAAAGUGUCUCAAAACAUGAUGUUUCCCUGGCAGAUGCCUUUUCAGCUUUAAGCAUUUCAAGAGUCGGUCAGGGUCACAAAGAUGUCCGUCUUGUUCACGAAAGUGCAAAGCUUUAUGGGAAGGCGCUCAAAGAGCUCCAGCUCGCUCUCUUCGACCCCGAACGGAUGUAUUCCGACCAUAUCCUCAUGGCGUGUAUGCUGUUAGGGCUUUACGAAGUCUUUGAGGGGCCGGCAUUCAAUUCGCGCAGUUGGGUGUCACAUGCCACGGGAGCAGCUCGACUGAUUCAGCUUCGUGGUGCCAGGCGCCAUCAGACUUGGAAUUCUCAUCACCCCUUUUUGGCCUCGAGAAUUCCCACAAUCUAUGCUGCGAUUUUACAAAGAAAGGCCACGUACUUGGCUACUGAGGAAUGGCGAACGAUACCCUGGGAAUUCCAGCACAGGACAUAUUUCGAUCGGAUGGUAGACCUUGGUACCUUCAUUCCAGGCAUCUUGGAGAAGUUUGACAUUCUUCAGGAGUACGAUGUUGACACGACUGCUGAGCUUGCUGCCCUACUGGAGGAAUGCAGCGAACUACAGAGAAAAAUGAACAAAUGGAGAGAUGGCACAAAGAAGGGUGCAUUGCCACGAAUCGUCGAACAUGAUCCAGUUGAACAGCCCGCUUAUCCUUUUGCCACAGACCUGUGGUUCGAAAACCACCUCUUCGCCCAUGCACGUCUGGUCUAUCAUACAUGUUCGCUGGCCUUGAGCCAAGUGGGCAAUGAGAUUUUGCAGUCGCUCUAUCUUCGGGAUCAAAAAAGACUGAAAACUAUGGAUGCACCGUUCGAGGGGCUAUUCGAUGCGGAUGGUCAAGCAGCCAACGUCUGCCGGUGUGUUACCUAUUGCCUGCAACCUGAAAUGGGAGCCUGGGGCGCCAACAUUAUCAAUUUCCCAGCAAAUCUUGCUCUUGCGUACUAUCAGAAGACGGGUAACACAGCGGCUAUCAACUGGCUUGAAAAGGCUUUCCAAAGCACAAAAUCGAGAGGACUCCACGUGGAGAAUGUCUUCGAUGUGAUUCUGCCUAGUCUUCGAGAUCGAGACGAUCAAAUGCGAUUUUUGAAACGAGAAUCUAGUACUGAAUCGUCGGAUAGCAGUGAGCACUCGCCAGCUUCGAAUCCUAGUGUUGUGAGUCACACACUCUCUCAACACAGUCUAUCGAGCAAUGCGACGACUAUUUUCGUCUAUGAAGAUCCCGCCAAAGACUACGAUACCGGCUACGAACCCGAUUGA
Messenger RNA from Fonsecaea pedrosoi CBS 271.37, 1623 nucleotides. RefSeq lists its product as uncharacterized. NCBI's taxonomy places the organism in Eukaryota, Fungi, Ascomycota, Eurotiomycetes, Chaetothyriales, Herpotrichiellaceae. Gene Ontology annotation, molecular function: zinc ion binding; DNA-binding transcription factor activity, RNA polymerase II-specific. The coding region runs from base 1 to 1623 and encodes 540 amino acids. Gene Ontology annotation, biological process: regulation of DNA-templated transcription. The transcript has 2 exons. The record is from RefSeq and is a predicted model, not a curated record.